Messenger RNA from Echinostoma caproni, 1116 nucleotides. The record is from the annotation of a GenBank genome assembly. NCBI's taxonomy places the organism in Eukaryota, Metazoa, Platyhelminthes, Trematoda, Plagiorchiida, Echinostomatidae.
AUGGAAGCAUUCACGACGCGAGCAGAAAUUUCGCCCGGUGCGAAUCCUGUGCUAAUUCGUUCUGGUUCACUUAAUACUGUUGGCGGGACAGAUGCUCCUACCACGAUCCCUGCCAUGAUUGUUCCGGCCACAGUCUCUUCGGGCUCAUCUGCUAGGCCGGUGAUAACUGUCGUUCCGGGCAACACAGCUACCACAUCCCAAGGGCAACCAAAAGUGAUUAGAGCCAAUCUAACUCCUGGCACAAAGACUCCGGUUCAAGGAGUCAAAGCGUCCACAGUGUUGCCCACAGGAGUCCCAGCUCAACCAAAUGCCACGGCUGGACAGGCGCGUGCUGUAAGCGCAGCGAAUGUGGGUCGCCCAGUUUCCCAAACGACCAAUGAAAAUGCUUCUCGUUCGGGUGCAUCAGGUGCUGCAUCUGGAACGCCUGGUGCAAAACAACCUGCUCAACCGUAUUCUCCUGAAGUACAGGCCAAAAUUCUUAAUGGAUUAACUAAAUUGGCCACUAACUUUCUUCCUGCUGUGCGGCAUGCAAUUCAAGUGGUGUCCGAUUUGCCGGACUCAGCACUUUCUGUUCGGAAAUACGUGAAACUGAAAGACAUAUUGGAACAUCCGGAAUCGAAUUUGCAUGUGAUUCGAUUGAAUCAACUCCCGUUGAUUGAACAACUGCUAAAUCAAAUCUCACUCAAUCCGUUACAACUUUUCCAACAGCAGCAGCAACAACAACAAGGAAAAUCUGCUCAUUCGGCUCAUCAGUCACAACAAAGAUCCAAUCAGGCUCGAGCGACAGCUGCAGCUGCUGCCGUUGCUGCGGCCGCAGCGAAAACUAUGACUGCUGUGCCAUCGAACGAGGGUGCCAGAAUGGGAGCAGAACUAUCAGGCGGUCCAGUCAACUCCGACCAAUCGGUUAAUCAUCGGAACGCUGCCUCUGCUCAGCAAAGGCUGAUGGGCACUCAACCGCAACAACAGCAACAGCAGCAUCAGCAACCACAGCAAUCUCAGUCUGUGUCGCAACAACAGGCUGCUCGAUUUCGUGUACGUCCUAGUUUUAUCAUUGUGAAGAGACCGCACUUGUACGAAAUAAGCUUUGGUGGUCUGUUCCAUGUGAAUAAUGGCUAA